AGUGCCAGGGCGAUUGUCAUAAGUUCGCCAGCAUUGAGGCCGCUAGUACGCAAGGAUAUCGAACAGGAGGCGAACAGGAGAAAGAAACGCAGUGAGAUGAAAGGCCGCCUGUCAAUUGCGAUACUCUGCCUCAUUUUGGCCAACUCACCGUUCCAUGCCGCGCCAGCCGCCGCUAGCACCAGUGAAAGGGUGCACAUACGUCUGCACAUGCCGGAAAUUGUGCGCAAGCACACGCAUUUCCACAAGGUCUACAAACUGUUGCCACCAGCGAUGGAGCCAACCAUCGAACACCAUCCUUACUCGCACUCGUCGCCAACGGCAUCGGCGCCGCAUGGGAAACCACACGUGUCUCUGCUGGGCUAUACGACAACGGCAAGUGGCACUGGCGUCCUCUCGCCCAAUCUUAUGCAACUGAUGGCAUCGGCUGCCACGCCCAUGUCCGUGUUGCCCACACUCACGCCAAACUAUGGGCCAGCACUGUUCGAUAACUUCAAUCAGGAAGUCGCAACAACAACAACGACAACAGCAACGCCUGCCACAUCGAGGCCAAGUGGCAGUGGUGGCAACUAUCCUGGCAGCAGCUCUGGAAAGUCGUCGCAGCAACAGCUGUUGCAGCAAAUCUUUACGCCAAACAUUUUGGCUGCCAUCUCAGCCUCGCAGCAGCAGAGGAAGAAGCACCAGCAGCACAGCUACAGCAACAACAUUGAUAUGCAAUCGGAACCAGAGUCCGAAUCGGAACCGGAGCUGGAAAACAAUGAGAUGCUCAAUGGCAACUUUUUGGCAGCGUUGCAACAUGAAUAUUUCAAUAAAUUCGGUUCGGGCACUCGCAAGCGCAAGAAGAUUCAUUUCAUGAACAAUUAUCGACGACCUUCCACAAAGCCCACCUCAAAUUAUGUGCAGGAGGGCGAGGAGCAUUACGAUGACUAUGCGGAAGAAUCGCCCACUUCAUCAACGGGCUAUGAGGAUCAACCUGAGCCGACACCUCCCAGCUCCUUUGGGGAUGAUGAGGAUGAUGAUAGAGAUGAGGCUGCUGGCUAUGACAGCGCUGCAGCGUUUAGUGGCCAGUCGAACGGCAUGUCAUUGAUGCCCACGGUGGAUGACUUUUUGAGCGAUGUCAACAGCAAUUCCUAUGCGCCAUUCUAUAGCAAUAUGUAUGAUGAUUAUGGACCCAGCUCUGUAGCCGCUGGCAACAAUAAUUGGCAUUCAUCUCCGCCCCCCACAUUCUCCACAUAUGCACGACCCACAAAGGCCACGCCUCCCAAAUUGCGACUACGUCAAAGGCGACCCAGUUCGACAAUGUCUUCGGGCAAAGUGCGCUAUGUGAAGCUAACAACGCGAAAGAAACGAAAGAAUCGCAUUAAAUCGAAGAGAUAUCGCAUAUAAGCCAGAUUCUAGUUAACAAUAAAUAGUUGUAAAAUUUAUCGAGUCACUUUUGCGGCAAAUGUAUAUAGAAAUUAACUAGUUCGAGUUGAAAUUUUGAUCUGACAAUUGAUAGUCUCCUAGUUAUAGAUUGUAUAACCUUGUUGAUUUCUAUUAAAACAAAAGAAAAAAACAAUUCAAUU
Drosophila sulfurigaster albostrigata is the source of this 1562-nucleotide messenger RNA. RefSeq lists its product as uncharacterized. The transcript has 2 exons. NCBI's taxonomy places the organism in Eukaryota, Metazoa, Arthropoda, Insecta, Diptera, Drosophilidae. The record is from RefSeq and is a predicted model, not a curated record. The coding region runs from base 97 to 1383 and encodes 428 amino acids.